This is a messenger RNA of Chlorella variabilis, 693 nucleotides long. RefSeq lists its product as hypothetical. NCBI's taxonomy places the organism in Eukaryota, Viridiplantae, Chlorophyta, Trebouxiophyceae, Chlorellales, Chlorellaceae. The transcript has 6 exons. Gene Ontology annotation, cellular component: photosystem II. The record is from RefSeq and is a predicted model, not a curated record. Gene Ontology annotation, biological process: photosystem II repair; photosystem II assembly. Bases 1 to 693 code for a protein of 230 amino acids.
AUGGCACUCACAGCCUCCAGCAGGACGUGUCUACCAUUCCAGACCGUCGCCUCUGGGCGCAGCGGCAGGCGGCCCACAAACAUUGUUGUCACACAGUGCAGUGCAGCGGCCGAGCCACAGGUGGCCAGGCGCAGCCUGCUGGGCGUGGCCCUGCUGGCGGCGACAUCGGCGGCACCCGCGCAGGCCAUCCUGCCUGUCAGCCGCUGGGACGGCGAGAGCAGCGCAGUGGGAUCUUGUGAACUGGGGGAGGCAGGGGACGCGUGCCCCCAGGCAAUCCUGGCUGGCAACCCCGCCGUGCUGGGCUCGUACGACGCCAAGGCGGGAGGAAAGCGCGGUGCUCAGUGGGCGGGCGGCGUGCCGGUGGCCGACAUGGGCGCCGCCUCGCCCUACGCCCGCGACACGCUGGCGCUGACAGACCGAGUGCUGGCCUUUGCCGCGCUCAACGGCGACCCGGCAAACCCAGAGCGCAUCCAGCUGGUCAAGGAGCUGAAGACUGAGUUCCCGGGAUGGGUGUCCAAGUAUGCGCGCGGCGGCUCCGCCCGCACCGUGUCUGCCCGCAAGGUGUAUGUCGUGGUGGACGCCAUCUCCGCCCACUUUGCACAAAACGGGCUGGCACCCGUCCCCAAGACCAAGAUGGCGAAGCUGGAGGGGGAUGUGCAGGUGGCGCUUGCGGCGCUGGCAGAGGGCAGGUGA